Nothobranchius furzeri (turquoise killifish) is the source of this 1734-nucleotide messenger RNA. The record is from RefSeq and is a predicted model, not a curated record. NCBI's taxonomy places the organism in Eukaryota, Metazoa, Chordata, Actinopteri, Cyprinodontiformes, Nothobranchiidae.
GGGGGGGGCGCAUUUGAUAUAAGAAGUCGAGCCUCUGCGGCUUCAGACUCACUUCUACCCCACGAACCAUCCAGGACACCGGGAAUCUUUCACCCUAAAAUGUUGUUUGUGUUCAACCUCGCUGCUUUCUUGUGCGUCACCGCUGCUUGGCCUUCCCUCGGCGGCCGGGAGACUCAUUUUACCUCCGAGGAUGAGCCAGAGGAGGUCCGAUCAGCUGCCAUCAAGAGGCUUUUGGAGGUUUUUGGAAUGGAGGACCCCCCUGCUGUCCACGGACACAUGCAGCCACCUCAGUACAUGCUGGAUCUGUUCAACACGGUGGCUGACGUGGACGGUGUGACCAAGGACCCAAAUCUUCUGGAAGGGAAUACCGUGCGCAGUUUCUUUGACAAAUGUGAGCUCCGACUGGUAUUUUUUUACCAAGUUUUUCCAAAUGCGUGCAUUAUUCUGGUCUCUAAUGAUGAUUUCUCCAUUGCAGUGCGCAGUGAGCUGGUUGAGUUCAAAUUCACUUUGUCAACUGUUGCAAAAAGUGAGAAGAUUCUCACUGCAGAGCUCCAUCUUUUCAAGCUGCGCCCUCAGGUGACCCUGACAUCCAGCAGGCAUCACUUCUGUCAGGUCAGUGUGUAUCAGCUCCUGGACAACAGCCAAACCAACAGCAGUCAGGCCAGGAAGCUGCUGUCUUCUAGACUCGUCUCAGUCCACUCCUCUGGUUGGGAAGUGUUCACGGUCACACAAGCCGUCCGUCACUGGAUGCAAGAUGAAGCCAGUAACCUGGGACUCCAUGUGGUGGUUCGAACUCUGGGAGGGAGCCAGGCGGACCUGAAAGUGAUCCGCUUUGCUUCAGGGCGCCACCAUCAUCAGAGCAAACAGCCAAUGUUGGUUCUCUUCACUGAUGAUGGCCGUCGCUCUGCUGCACUGGAGAGUGCAGACACACAUGAGGCCAUUUCCACCUCCAUCCUACCUCAGAUCUCCACAUCAGCCCCAUCUUUCCGCAUCGCUCGCUCCCUGGACCACAUGGAUGAGGAAGGCCAGCUGAGGCCCUGCCAGCGCCUCCCUCUCUACGUGGACUUCGAGGAGAUCGGCUGGUCGGGCUGGAUCGUGUCUCCCAGGGGUUACAACGCUUAUCACUGCAAGGGCUCCUGCUCCUUCCCUCUGGGUCAGAACAUGAGACCGACCAACCACGCCACCGUGCAGUCCAUCAUCAAUGCCCUGAAGCUGAUGAGGGGUAUCCAGACGCCGUGCUGCGUGCCGGACAAGCUGUUUUCCAUCAACUUGCUCUACUUCGACGAUGAUGAGAAUGUUGUUCUGAAGCAGUACAACGACAUGGUGGCUGGAAGCUGCGGCUGCCACUGACUGCAGACAUUGACCAAAUGUAACUUGACCUUUGACCUCUAAAUAAUAAGUAAUGUGCCAAAUUCCUCUAGACAUUGUAAUAUAUAUAUAUGUAAAUAUCCAUAAAUAAUAAUAUAUGACUGUGAUGGAAGUGGUGUCUGGAAUAACAUGUAAAUGUGUACAUUUUGCAUUUUCUGGUAAAUUUCUGGUAAAAAAGGAAAAUAAAAUGGAAUACAUUUUUUAAUUCACCAAUCUGGAAUUUUCUUUUUUAAUUCCCAAAUUUACAAUUGCAUCUUAAACGUUUCCAAGAAACUGCAAACCUUUGUUUAAAUAGGUAAUUGAGUACCAAAAUUAAGAUGAGCUAUCAAGCAAUGAUUUGGUUUUUAGCUGAAACAAAAGUCAUCU